Molecule: messenger RNA, 2750 nt
Organism: Rhinolophus ferrumequinum (greater horseshoe bat)
Lineage: Eukaryota; Metazoa; Chordata; Mammalia; Chiroptera; Rhinolophidae
Gene: DHX33
Product: DEAH-box helicase 33
Exons: 12
Coding region: 418-2535 (705 amino acids)
Biological process (GO): positive regulation of transcription by RNA polymerase I
Cellular component (GO): nucleolus; intracellular anatomical structure
Molecular function (GO): RNA binding; ATP binding
Source: RefSeq, a predicted model, not a curated record
ACAAAAGGAAGCACUCUCCUUGAAGAGAAUUAUUGUGGGCAGAGAAGGGGAAACGCGUGUUUACUAGAAUUAGUAUUACCAGGAUAAUUAAAACAGAGAAGAUCACUUUAUUAUUCAAGGUUAAGGUCCCAUGGAACCAAAUACUCUAUCUUUCGCUCUCGUCGCUCCGGGCCUUUUUCACUUUGUACAGCGGAAGCUGCUUUCCCCGCCCUCAGGAAGUGAAAGCCUUCCCAAGCUCCCAGUGCUUGCUGGGAAUUGCAGUCCUUUUACUAAAGGCUUUGGGUGGCCGUGAGGUCAUCGGUGGUCGCCACGAGCCGCUAGCACGUGGCGGGAAGUGGCGGCGCGCUCCAGCUGUCUGCUCCCGGGAGCUGCAGCAGCUGCCCGCCCUGGCGCCUCGCGUUGCUGUGCCCUCCCGACAUGCCCGAGGAGGCGGGCUUCCCGCCGGCCAAGAGAUUCCGGCAGGGCUGUGGGCCUCCGAGCCGCGCGGGGUCCUGCCCUCCCACGAGGCGAGUGGUAAUGCUGCUGAGUGCCGGCGGCGGUGGCGGAGGAGGAGGCCGGAGGCAGCAGCUGCCCCUGGCCCAGCCCUCGGCCAGCCCCUACCGUGAGGCUGUGGAGCUGCAGCGCCGGAGUCUGCCCAUCUUCCAGGCGCGGGGGCAACUGUUGGCCCAGCUCCGAAACCUGGACAGCGCGGUCCUCAUCGGGGAAACUGGCUCUGGGAAGACAACUCAGAUCCCUCAGUACCUCUAUGAAGGGGGAAUUAGCCGCCAGGGCAUCAUUGCUGUGACCCAGCCACGUCGAGUAGCUGCCAUCUCUCUCGCUGCUAGAGUCUCAGAUGAGAAGAGAACUGAACUUGGGAAGCUGGUUGGCUAUACAGUGCGCUUCGAUGAUGUCACCUCAGAAGACACCAGGAUCAAGUUCCUGACAGAUGGCAUGCUUCUUCGUGAAGCAAUUUCAGACUCCCUGCUUCGGAAGUACAGCUGUGUCAUUUUGGAUGAAGCCCACGAACGGACUAUCCACACAGAUGUGCUCUUUGGAGUGGUGAAAGCUGCACAGAAGAGGCGAAAGGAGCUGGGGAAGCUGCCUCUCAAAGUGAUUGUGAUGUCAGCUACAAUGGACGUGGACCUGUUCUCUCAGUAUUUCAAUGGCGCCCCCGUCCUCUACCUGGAGGGUCGGCAGCACCCCAUCCAGAUUUUUUACACCAAGCAGCCUCAGCACGAUUACCUGCACGCUGCCCUCGUCUCAGUCUUCCAGAUUCACCAGGAAGCCCCUUCUUCUCAGGACAUCCUAGUAUUCCUCACGGGUCAGGAGGAGAUUGAAGCAAUGAGCAAGACCUGCCGAGACAUUGCGAAGCACCUCCCAGACGGCUGCCCUUCCAUGCUGGUCCUUCCUCUGUAUGCCUCCCUGCCCUAUUCCCAGCAGCUCCGAGUCUUCCAGGGGGCCCCAAAGGGCUAUCGCAAAGUGAUCAUUUCAACCAACAUCGCUGAAACCUCCAUAACCAUUACAGGAAUAAAAUAUGUAGUUGACACGGGCAUGGUUAAAGCAAAGAAGUAUAACCCUGACAGUGGCCUGGAGGUGUUAGCUGUGCAGCGGGUGUCAAAGACCCAGGCCUGGCAACGCACAGGCAGGGCCGGCAGAGAGGACAGUGGGAUCUGCUACCGACUCUACACAGAGGAUGAGUUUGAAAAGUUUGAGAAGAUGACCGUGCCAGAGAUCCAAAGGUGUAACCUGGCGAGUGUGAUGCUGCAGCUCCUAGCAAUGAAAGUCCCCAACGUGCUCACCUUUGACUUCAUGUCCAGACCGUCCCCAGAUCACGUUCAGGCGGCCAUUGCCCAACUGGACCUGUUAGGUGCUCUUGAACAUAAGGAUGACCAGCUUACCCUGACUCCAAUUGGAAGAAAGAUGGCAGCAUUUCCUUUAGAACCCAAAUUUGCCAAAACCAUCCUCCUGUCCCCCAAAUUCCACUGUACAGAGGAGAUACUGACCAUUGUCUCCCUGCUGUCUGUGGACAGUGUUCUCUACAACCCCCCCUCCCGGCGGGAUGAAGUGCAGGGCGUCCGGAAGAAGUUCAUAUCCAGCGAGGGCGAUCACAUUACCCUGCUCAAUAUCUACCGGACCUUCAAAAACGUAGGAGGAAAUAAGGACUGGUGCAAGGAGAAUUUUGUCAACAGCAAGAAUAUGAUGCUAGUAGCUGAAGUCAGAGCACAGCUGAGGGACAUCUGUCUAAAGAUGUCGAUGCCCACCGUGUCGUGCCGAGGAGACAUGGAGAGCGUCCGCCGCUGCCUGGCUCACAGCCUCUUCAUGAGCAGCGCGGAGCUGCAGCUGGACGGCACCUACGCCACCACCGACACCCACCAGCCGGUGGCCAUCCACCCCUCGUCCGUCCUCUUCCACUGUAAGCCCGCCUGCGUGGUGUACACGGAGCUGCUGCGCACCAACAAGUGCUACAUGCGGGACCUCUGCGUGGUGGACGCCCAGUGGCUGUGUGACGCCGCCCCCGAGUACUUCCGCCGGAAGCUGAGAACCGCCAGAAACUGAGCCGCCGAGCCGCUGGCGGCGCUGCUGGGGCCUGGAGCUGGGACCUGGAGCUGGGACCGCAGCCGUCCUGUCCUCGCCCCUGGCUUCCAGCGUGGCGCCUGGGGAAGCGGCUGGUUCUAAUGCAGCGGGCCGUGCCCGGCUCCAGGAGCUUGCAAGCAUCUUUGUUUAACCUCUUAGGACGGAACCGUGUAGACAUCUACCUACCAUUUAUACCU